AUGGUGCUUUUCAAUCGUCAAACAAUGAAGGAAAAGAUUUCGGAAGCAAGCUUCGUGACGAGCUUGGAAGAUGCCUGCCGGGUAGACCAAUGCACACAAACUCCUCCAAGCGGCAAGCCGCGUCCGCGCACCUUGCAAAGGUACCUCACAUCAGACCACAUCUACGAGCGAUCACCUCACAGAUACCGUCUCAAGCACGACUCACGACCAAAGAGUCUAUUGACCGACUCCUACCCCUUCAUAGCGAAGCCACCGAGUUAUGAGUACUCAAAGUUCAAAGUAAGUGUAACAGACAGUCCCACAAUAUCUCUGACUCCACCCCACAGCUUAGAAUACGUAUGUUCUAAGGGUGGUGGAAGCCCCAACGGCAGCGUUACACCUAACGGGAUGGCGUCCAACAAGUCCGCGGCAACGGUACUGCUCAGCCCGAGCUAUCUACAGAACCCUUGUCAAUGUAACCAAUCCAUUAAGAGCGUUAGUGAAGUAGCUCUCACAAUGCCAGUAUCCCCCGGCUGGAACGAGGAACAGCCACAGAGCUCUGAGGGUCUCUCGUGGCGACGGCUGCACAUGUCGCGCGCAAAGCUUAAAGCCACCGCUACCACCUCUGAACUACUCUCUGGUUUCGCAAUGGUGGCAAUGGUGGAACUUCAAAUAAACGAGCCGACGAACGUACCCGAAUGGUUAUUCGUGAUGUUCGCAGUCUGCACCACGGUACUGGUCGCAGUGCACAUAUUCGCUCUCAUGAUCUCGACAUACUUGCUGCCCAACAUCGACGCAGUCAGCAAGAUGGAAACUCCUGGAGCCCCCGCCAGAAUGUUAAGAGACUCGCCUCAUGAAAGAAUGAGAGGAUUCAUCGAACUGGCUUGGGCUUUUAGUACAGUUUUAGGUCUUUUCCUCUUCUUGGUGGAGAUAGCGAUCCUUUGUUGGGUGAAAUUCUGGGACUACUCGUUCGCAGCCGCCACCGCUGCAACAGUCAUCGUCAUACCAGUAUUAAUAGUUUUCGUAGCGUUUGCAAUUCACUUCUAUCAUUCUUUGGUGGUGCAGAAGUGCGAGACCUCACAUCAAGACAUAGAGCAAUUAGAAAGCAUGAAGCGGGAUUUAGAUACUGCUACUGUCAAGGUUAACAUGUUUUAA
Arctia plantaginis is the source of this 1134-nucleotide messenger RNA. The record is from the annotation of a GenBank genome assembly. NCBI's taxonomy places the organism in Eukaryota, Metazoa, Arthropoda, Insecta, Lepidoptera, Erebidae.